Drosophila simulans is the source of this 1156-nucleotide messenger RNA. RefSeq lists its product as uncharacterized. The transcript is spliced from 4 exons. Gene Ontology annotation, cellular component: endoplasmic reticulum membrane. The record is from RefSeq and is a predicted model, not a curated record. Bases 10 to 831 code for a protein of 273 amino acids. Gene Ontology annotation, biological process: GPI anchor biosynthetic process. Lineage: Eukaryota; Metazoa; Arthropoda; Insecta; Diptera; Drosophilidae.
UUACAAAAAAUGCAUUCCAAGCGAAAUAACCAGUGCUUACUGCUUACCCUGGUUUUGGGGCUACUGGGAGGAGCGGGCCAUUGUUAUGUAGUCGAACCACCUAUUGUUCACGUGGAAAUGGACAAAGCCGGCAUGCACAGGACCCUCAACUACCGUAUGCGGUUCGACAUUCCCCUGGUGGGCAAGGACUGCGAGUAUGUGCUGCUCCAGGAUUUGCCCGCAUCCGUUUACAUAAGCACAGACGAACUUGAUGACCUGCAGCGUUUGAAGAGGUUAAAUGCCAUCUACCCCAAGUUCGUCAACAUUGAAGUGGCCACGGAACGGGCGCAGCCCUUCUCCGUUUUACUGCGCGGUACACCAAAGAUUACGGAAUCGCUGGCUCUGCCCUUGCAUUUUCGCUACCAUGCCCCCAGUGAUAAGCGAUCGGCGGCCACGGUGGCCAUACCCCUACCCGAGCUCUAUCUCAACUGCCCGAUGGCUGAUAGUGCGCUCAUCGAGAACGAGUUGGUUGCCCGGCCCGAUAAGCUCUACUGCCUGAAUGCGCCGGAAAGCCGUUUCGACGAGAACCACGUCAAGGAUGGCCAGCCGACGACCAUGGCUAAUCUGGAGCGCUGCAACUGGAGGCGGGUGCACGUGGACUGCCAGCUGAAGAUGCCGCUGCGUGCCGAGAUUCCGGUAGGCCAGACUAGCGCCUACGGUCCGGUUCUGUGCGGCACGAUCCUGCUGGGUUGGUCCCUGGCCCUGUGGACCAUUAUCCACUCGAUGGCCAACACACGACGCAUCAAUCAGCGCCUGAACGAGCAGCGACUUCUGCAGCAAAAGGUCAAGUAACAGGCGACGAAGUCGGUGCGAUUCAAGGUCAGCGAUGGCUAAUUAAACAAUACAUUCUGGCGAUGACACAGGACUGUAAAUAUUUAUUAAUAUGCUGCUUGCAUACACAACUCACUUAUUGAUAUAGUUAAAGCGGCUUAAGCACCUUCGAAACGUGCCACACAUAGUAAAGUCAUAUUUUGGGCUUAUCACACAACUAAGUCAUAUUAAGCUUCCCUAAGCAUAAGCGUAAACAUAAACCAUUAUCUUUAGUUAUAGCUAGGCAUAUCCAAAUAACGCUGUCACAGCGGCAAGCUUAAAUAAGAAUAACUUAUAAUUACUACAA